Monosiga brevicollis MX1 is the source of this 1164-nucleotide messenger RNA. RefSeq lists its product as uncharacterized. NCBI's taxonomy places the organism in Eukaryota, Choanoflagellata, Craspedida, Salpingoecidae. The record is from RefSeq and is a predicted model, not a curated record. The transcript has a single exon. Bases 1 to 1164 code for a protein of 387 amino acids.
AUGCCUAAAAACUCUCAAGAAUAUGCUCAGGCUCUCCAGGACUACCAAUCGGGAAAACCCCUAAAAGACAUACUUGCCGAAAAUCCCGGAAUCAAAAGAUCCACAUUUUAUACCUACAAAAAACAAAAUCUAAACCCGGAAUCGGUGGAGGAACCCCAGCCAAAACCAAUUUCUAAGCAAACCGUCACUGUGACCAAGAAACAGCCCGAGCAAGUAACUCAGGAAAUUCCCAUCAAUUACUCCCAACCGGAAAAUGUCGGAACUGCUCCGGCAAUCCAGGACGACUUUUUGGCGGGGGAGAGACCCGAACUGUUCAUGGACGUGGGAGCCGAUGCUCGAAAGGAAAGUAUGUUAGGAUCCUUAAUGUCAAAAUCCAGCGGAGGAAAAGCUGCCAUGGUGGACGAAUUAUUUGGCGACAUAGAUCUGUUUCAGCCCAAGACCUUAGCACAACCACCCGUAUCCAAACCACAACAAGACCCAGUGGUCAAAGGCAGCACCAUCUUGGGACACGGCAAGUCUUGGUGGACUAAAAUGCCCAAACUCAAGAAGGAAAAGACACCGGAACAAGAACGCGAUGAACAGCAAAUGGUCACCGUACAAAAAAUUAGGCUGUACUUAAUGCAUUUCCCUCAACUGGAACAACUCCAUAUUAUUCCUAAAAAGAAAACCAAAGGUCAUGAGGGCGAACCCGACACUGAAAAGUGGCUUGUUAGUCUUUACACCAAAAACCAGACUGAUCUGGAUAAAAUGCUAGACUUUAUACAAUUCCAUGUCCGCAACAGCAUCAAUGAACAAACCAGUAUGAAGUUAGCCAAUAACGUGGUUACCACCGGCAGUAAAGUUAUCGAGCACAUCCUCGUUGCCUUGGGUCUCAAAGUACAAGGGCUAACCAAAACCCUGAUGGAGGAUGAGGACGUCAAGCGCUGCAUCAAAGAGAUUAUCAUCGAAAACGGCGUCAACACAUUAAACUAUGGACCAAAAGCCGAUCUGGGUCUCAAACUGGUCAUGAAGAUUGUGCAAACCGAUAGCCAAAAUCGCAUAGAGGAAACCGUCAAGCAAAAGGCACUGGAAAAGGCACUGGAAAUACAAAAGCAAAAGGCACAAGAAAAGGAGAAACCUAAGCCAGUGCCCCAGGAGCUAGCUGACAAGUACGAUGACUUAUAA